AUGGCGAAAACAAAGUCAUCUCCGAGAUAUGUUCUCACCGAUGAGCAUCGAGACUGGUAUCUCUCCUGGGUGCAGGACUGCUUUGAGAACCACCCUAAAUGUCAGAGACCGUCUACUAUGCCCACACGACUGGUUGAUCUUGGAGACGAUGAUAAAGGGAUUAUUUGUCUCCGGGAGGAUAUAAAACAGAUUAGUCGAUACAUUGCCCUGAGCCACAGCUGGAAGUUCUCACAAGCAAGAAACUGCAUGACCCUCAAAGAUAAUUAUGAGUCUCGAAAGCAGUUACUUCCGCAGCAGGGGCUUUCUCAGGCCUUUCAUGAUGCAAUCAAGGUUGCCCGAUGGCUCGGGGUGCGAUACUUGUGGAUCGAUACCUUCUGUAUCAUCCAAGAUGAUCCUGAUGAUUGGGCACAGCAAGCAUCCCAUAUGGGUGAUAUAUUUGAAGGGGCAUAUAUCACCAUUGCUGUGCACUGCUACCAGAGUAGCCCGCCAACUGAUGGUUGCUUUCUCGAGAGAAAGGUGAUCCACGAAGUGGCUCUGCCUGAUGACAAUGGAGACCGUUUCCCGGUGUUUAUCAGGUGCGCUGAAGCCGGUCUUCAUAAUGUGAAUGAAGACCCAUCUUUGAUGCGCAGGGGAUGGUGUGUGCAAGAGCGCCUUCUCUCGCCCCGCAUCCUCCAUUUUCGGCCAUGGGAGGUUAGCUUUGAAUGCUUUACACACAGGCGCUGUGAGUGUGAAAAAAUGUCUUUAGACAUUCGUGACGACAUAUACAUAAGCAUGUGCGAGAAGGAGCUGGCCAAUUUUCGCCAUAUUUCAGGGCCUAGGCAGGAGUUGGACGAGGACGGAUUUUGGUAUGCGUGGCAAGAUAUUGUCUGGGUAUACAGUGCAGCCGAUGUAACAGUCCCGACAGACCGACUGGCGGCGCUGUCCAGCAUGGUUCAACGAAUGCCGCGGCAGAUAUUUGGUGAUUACCUGGCGGGCUUAUGGUCCAAAAAGUUAAUUGAGCAGCUGGCCUGGACGACGCGUCCAGAAUUCAAAUACUUUCGGUAUCAACAAUACAUCGCUCCGAGCUUUUCAUGGGCAUCCAUCCAUGGUGGUCCCGUCGAGGUUAACUUUCAGCUUAGGCCUUGGAAUCCGGUUAAGCAAAAAGCCUGUAUUCUUGAUGCAGGAACUGUGCCUGCAGCACACGAUCCUAUGGGACCAGUCCGAGAAGGUUUCAUUCACAUGCGACUGCGUGUUUGUGAAGCCGAUGUCAUAUCCCUUCAACGUAAUACAACCGAAAUAGACCUGAGAUACAAUUGCAAAAAUGGCCGGCCGGAUAGCUGCCGUACCUCUGUCGAUACCGAGGAUGACAUGAAAGAUCUAGAGGGCCAGAGGGUUUCUCUUGGAGAGAUUCUCAAUGGAAGCGAGUUCGCCGAGUUCUUGGUUAUGAGAAAAGUAGCUGAUAGAGAAGGAGCCUUUGAACGGGUCGGAACUGGUACCUUAUAUUGGACGACGAAAAGGGACUACGGCCGCGGAAUUCCAAGGACCCCCAAUCGUGAUCCUUUCUGUCAAGUCCCCGAGCAGGAGAUAAGAUUGGUUUAA
This is a messenger RNA of Aspergillus oryzae RIB40, 1578 nucleotides long. RefSeq lists its product as uncharacterized. NCBI's taxonomy places the organism in Eukaryota, Fungi, Ascomycota, Eurotiomycetes, Eurotiales, Aspergillaceae. Bases 1 to 1578 code for a protein of 525 amino acids. The transcript has a single exon. The record is from RefSeq and is a predicted model, not a curated record.